This is a messenger RNA of Phragmites australis (common reed), 1910 nucleotides long. Its product is annotated as histone-lysine N-methyltransferase ASHR1. Gene Ontology annotation, cellular component: nucleus. NCBI's taxonomy places the organism in Eukaryota, Viridiplantae, Streptophyta, Magnoliopsida, Poales, Poaceae. The transcript is spliced from 14 exons. The coding region runs from base 44 to 1507 and encodes 487 amino acids. The record is from RefSeq and is a predicted model, not a curated record. Gene Ontology annotation, molecular function: protein binding.
CCUUCUUCCGAACCUUCUGGUUCUCUCGGCGCGGCGCGGAAGGAUGACGUCGUGGGCGGAGCCGCUGCAGCACGAGCUUGCCGGCCGCGGCCUCGCCGUCGCCUCCAUCCCCGGCAAGGGCCGCGGCCUCGUAGCUGCCCGCAGCUUUUUCCCUGGGGAAGUUAUUAUCAACCAAGAACCUUACGCAUCUACGCCUAACAAGAUCUCAGUUGGAUCGAUCUGUGACCAUUGUUUCUCAUCCGGCAACCUGAAGAAGUGCUCGGUUUGUCGAAUUGCUUGGUACUGCGGCAGGGCUUGCCAGAAAGAAGAAUGGAAACUGCAUCAACUAGAAUGUCAAGCGAUGGCAGCACUUACAGAGGAUAGAAAGAAGGCGCAUACUCCUACAAUACGUUUGAUGGUGCAGCUUGUACUAAAAAGAAAACUGCAAAACGAGAAGGCUAUUCCAUCUUCAGGAAUAGAUAACUACAGUCUUGUGGAUGCCUUGGAGUCCCACAUAUCUGAGGUUGAUGGAAAUCAACUUGUACUCUAUGCUCAGAUGGCCAAUCUUGUGAGCCUGAUUCUUCCUUCGCUUGACCUUGAGCUUGAUCUUAAGGAAAUUGCACAUACUUUUUCAAAGUUUGCCUGCAAUGCUCAUACCAUAUGUGAUCCUGAACUUAGGCCUCUUGGGACUGGACUAUACCCUGUUAUAUCUAUUAUUAACCACAGUUGUGUACCAAAUGCAGUUUUGAUAUUUGAUGGUCGGACAGCUGUUGUUCGUGCAUUGCAACCAAUAGGCAAAGAUGAAGAGGUGUCAAUAAGCUACAUUGAGACUGCAGCAGUCACUAAGAACAGACAGAAUGAUCUGAAGCAAUAUUUCUUCACCUGUACAUGUCGACGCUGUGUCAAGGGUUCUGAAGAGGAUGCUCUCCUUGAGGGUUAUAGAUGCAAGAACAAAACAUGUGAUGGCUUUCUGCUGCCUAACUCAGGAAAAAGGGCUUAUACAUGCCAGAAAUGUAGCAUUUCUAGGGAUGAGGAAGAGGUAAAAAGGAUGAGAAGCGAAAUACUAAUGCUGUCGGAUAAAGCUUCUUCAUUUCUUUCUUCAGGAAAUAAUACUGAAGCAGGUUCUAUGUACAAGAUCAUCGAGCAGCUAGAGCAGAAGCUCUACCAUGCUUUCUCAAUUACUUUGCUGCACACGCGUGAAACACUCCUGAAGAUAUAUAUGGAGUUACAAGAUUGGCGGACUGCACUGACGUAUUGUAGAUUGACAAUUCCAGUUUAUGAAAGAGUUUAUCCACCUUUUCAUCCAAUGAUUGGACUACAAUUCUAUACUUGUGGAAAGCUUGAAUGGCUGCUUGAGUGCACAGAGGACGCUCUGAAAUCUUUAACAAGGGCCGCAGAUAUACUUGGAAUAACACAUGGCACAAAAUCCCAGUUCAUGAAGGAGCUUUUUGGCAAGCUAGAGGAAGCAAGGGCUGAAGUUUCUUUUAGGUUCUCGUCCAGAGAUGGGCACGAUGAGCCAUUUUCAUGAGAAACUUCUGAUCACCAACAACAACAAAGCCUUUAUCUCAAGCAAGUUGAAGUAAACUAGAGAUGAAACCCACAAGAUUCAACUAAAAAGAUGAUGAGAAAAUAAUAAUAAUAAAGGUACUAGUGAUAGUAAAAAAAAAAAGCGGUACAAGGACCUCUCUGCUUUUUUGAGGCAGAGUUCAUACAUAGAAAACAUUGUGGAGACCAUGUCUAAGCAUAGAAAUAGCAUUGCUGAGAUAACAUCAAGAGCCUGCCCUUUCCAAGCUUCCUUCAGAGAUGGAGAUGGGGAAAAGGAUCGUGCAAUGACCAUAUGUUCAUGUGUUUUCCACAAAGGUCAUGCCUUAAUCUGUUGUAAAAUGGAUUGGUUGUUGAAUUUAAUUAUUAACAUGUAGCAAGUUGACCUC